Messenger RNA from Cyprinus carpio (common carp), 1385 nucleotides. RefSeq names its product GTPase IMAP family member 2-like. Gene Ontology annotation, molecular function: GTP binding. NCBI's taxonomy places the organism in Eukaryota, Metazoa, Chordata, Actinopteri, Cypriniformes, Cyprinidae. The record is from RefSeq and is a predicted model, not a curated record. The transcript has 4 exons. The coding region runs from base 124 to 1116 and encodes 330 amino acids.
CCUGAAUAAACACAAAACUGAAAGUAUUUAUGGAAGAGUACGGAAGUGAAGAAUAAAAACAGCUAGCAUUGCAAGAAGGACAUGUUGUAAAAUCAUCUUCGAGCAGCCAAACAUAAUGUGAUCAUGGGUACUAAAUUCUUAACAUCUACUCAGGGUUCCUCUAUGCAGUCCAUGCUCAGAGUUGUGCUCUUCGGAAACACUGGUGCUGACAAGAACAAUGUAAUAAAAUCAAUGCUAAUCGGUGAGAAUCUGACAGGAGAGAAAAAUGGUCUAUGUACUUUAUACAAGAGUGAACGAGCAGGAAGGAGGAUCAGCGUCGUGGAAGCACCAGGAUGGCACGGACACUCACAACAAACACCAGAGAACAUAAAAGAAGAAAUUACCAGAAGCGUGCUGCUUUGUCCUCCAGGACCUCACGCUCUGCUUCUGGUCAUACCAGUGAAAACUCUCUCUGAAGAGCCUUCUGUAGGUGAAAUGAAUGCAGCAGAGAUGCACAUGGAGUUACUGUCAGAGCGCGUCUGGAAACACACCAUCGUGCGGUUUGCUUGUGAUGAAGGAGUGGAGGAACCCACAAUCAGAAAACACGUCCAGAGCGCAGAGAAAAUCCUGGAAAAGUGUGGAGGACGAUCGCAUGUUCUUCAGACGAGUGCUUGUGGAUCUCAAACUCAGACCAGUGAGCUCUUUCAGAAGAUAGACAGCCUGGUGGAGGAGAGCCGCGGUGAUGUCUUCAUACCACAAGCUUACUACGAACUGAUUCAGAAGAAGACUCAAGAAGCGUCUGGUGCGACUGAGCUCAGGCAGAGACGGGGAAGUUUGCAGCAUAAUCCUCCAAACGUGAAUAAACACAAAGGAGACUCAGAGGAGAAGAAAUCCGCAGAGACUGCCAGACAUUCAGACGACGGCUCAAAGAUCACCAUGGACUUCACACAGUUCGUACUGAUACUGAUGGGUGCAUUCGGAGCCCUUCUUGGAUCAGUUGCCGGAGCUGAAAAUGGAGUUCGGGGGUCUUUCAUUGGAGUAGUCUUUGGCAUCUUUGUAGGGGUUUUAGUUGCACUUUUCAUCAUGUACGUUUAUACUCACUUUUAUUCAAAGCAGACUACACAAAGUGCAUCAUAAGCCACUGAAUCAUAAGGAGCUGCAAAGCUGAUCAGAUGCAUACAGUACAAGUACAAACAGUGCAGAAUACUUAAGUACACAAGACAGUAACUAAUGACACACUGAUGUCUGUGAUGUUUGACAAAUAGAGUGAAUACUGAAUAUGUUUAUGCAAGCAUUCAUUUAGUAGCCCAUGCCUUUUUAAUUCUGGCAUAAAUUUUGGCAUUUUUACAUUUUGGCAGCUUUAUAUGCCUUAUUGUUUUUAAAGAUGUUCAUCUGAAGAAGCUAAA